AUGGCAACUAGUACAACAGCAGGAACACCUGCCGCUCCUGAUCCAUCAAUCGUUGGAAAGAAGCCCGAUCAAAGCAGUGGAUCAUACGAAUUAUCCUAUUUGAAAGGCUUAGUCGCACAAUUACAACAAAAGAUUGGUGAAUUGGAAAAGAAUGCAUCUUCUGCCGUUUCAUCUUUAUCACCUACCGGUCAAACACAAGGCGUUCGUAUGAUCUUGAUCGGUCCACCAGGCGCAGGUAAAGGUACUCAAGCUCCAAGAAUUUUGGAAAAGUUUAAUAAUUGCAUGUGUCAUUUGGCAACAGGUGAUAUGUUACGUGAACAAGUUUCUCAAGGUACAGAAUUGGGUAAACAAGCCAAGAAAAUCAUGGACCAAGGUGGUUUGGUUAGCGAUGAGAUCAUGAUUGGUAUGAUUAAAGAUCAAUUGGAAUCCAACAAGAAGUGCAGUGGAGGAUUCAUCCUUGAUGGUUUCCCACGUACUACUCCUCAAGCUGAAAAGUUGGACGAUAUGUUAAAGAGCAAGAACCAAAAAUUAGACCAUGCCGUCGAAUUAAAGAUUAACGAUCAAUUAUUGAUCUCACGUAUUACCGGUCGUUUGAUUCAUCCUGGCAGUGGACGUAGUUACCAUAAAGAAUUCAGUCCACCAAAGAAGCCAAUGAAGGAUGACAUUACCGGAGAACCACUCAUCCAACGAUCGGACGAUAACGCAGAAACACUCAAAAAGCGUCUUUCAACGUAUCAUGCUCAAACAGCCGCUGUGACCGAUUACUACCGCAAACAAGGAAUUUGGUCGCCUGUUGAUGCAUCUCAAGCUCCAGAUAUCGUCUGGAAAUCCAUUGGGGCCAUCUUUGCCAAAUCUAGUUAA
Molecule: messenger RNA, 861 nt
Organism: Meira miltonrushii
Lineage: Eukaryota; Fungi; Basidiomycota; Exobasidiomycetes; Exobasidiales; Brachybasidiaceae
Product: adenylate kinase 1
Exons: 4
Coding region: 1-861 (286 amino acids)
Biological process (GO): ADP biosynthetic process
Cellular component (GO): cytoplasm; mitochondrion
Molecular function (GO): AMP kinase activity; ATP binding
Source: RefSeq, a predicted model, not a curated record